UUGCUGUUUAGAAAGAGUAGAACCUGAUCACUACGCUAGAAUGAAAUUUAUUGCGUCAUUGUGACGUGUUUAGCUUCCACUAGGUGACCUAAACGACUGCUGGAAAAUGUCUCACACCCACGAGGAAUGGUCUGAGUCUAAUCUAAAUCACUAUCAGAGUGCACAUUCUUCCCGGACCAAAUCUGAGCGGAUCCGAAAUGAGGCGGAUACACUCAUGGCAAACUGUGCCAGCAAGACACAAAGAAGUCAACAAGAGGCGAAUAAUAGGUUGGGAUCAAGAAUAGAGGAUUGUAAUUCCUGGAGAGCUGAUCUUCAAACAGAACUAGAUAAUAAUAUCAGGGAGAACGGGCUACUGAAGGAAACCAAGGCUGAAUUAGAACAUGCUAUUGCAGAAACAGAACGCCCUCUUAGAAUCAACAAUGAGUGCAUCAAGAACAGAGAGGCAAGAAUCAGCAUCGAUCUUGUCAAAGAUGAGGUUGAAAAUAGUCUUGAGCGAGAAGUUGAGAAUAUUAAAACGUAUCAACAGCGAAUGCAGAAAAUGUUGGGAAAGGUCAACCAACAAAUAGAAACCAAUCACAGCAUGCAGGACAAACUGCAUGCUGAUCUAGAGCACAAGGAUAUGGCAUUGGAGAUAGAUCGUGACUGCCAUGAGAUGCACAACGAUGCUAUCGAUAUUAAGCAUCAUGAUGGAGUUGAAGAGGAGGAUGUUAGCGGAAGUGUCCCUCAGUCAUGGGCUAAAUUCAGCAAAAAUAAUGUUGAAGAAUCACAAGCAGCUGGGCGAAGUGCUACCCGGCAGCUGCGCUAUGACGUCAACAAUCUGAUCAACAACGCAGCCAGUGACAUGAGUGUUCACUGGAACAAAACCAACCGCUCAUUUACGGACAGAAUUUCUGAGACACAGGACGCACACAGAAACCUCAAAUCCAACCUAAUUCUUACCAAAAAUGAAAUCGCCGAAAUGGAACGGCAUAUAGAGAGAAUAAAAUCAAAUAUAGCCUCUAAAGAUCCUCCUCUACGGGUUGCACAAACACGCUUAAAGAAAAGAACUCGUCGACCUGAUGUAGAAAACUGCAAUGACUUUGCCCACAACAAGCUUCUGGAGGAGGUCAAUGAGCUUCAUCAAUGCAUAAAACAUCUGGAGGAUAAACUGCAAGAAGCCAACAAUGUUGCUCAAGAGCUCCUGAAAAACAAAGAACGCCUGGAAUCUAAUAUUAGAGUUAAAGCUAAUACUCUUCUGAUAGACAAACAGAAAUGUAUGUCAAUGCGCCGCAGCUUCCCUUACAAUGUUAUUGUUACAAAAUAUUUCUAACUGCUUUCAAACUAGUGUUCUAAAGAUUAGAUGUACAUACUUUAAUUCAGUCCAUACUUAGCACUCUGUAAAUUUCAUGGCAAUUCUGUUUAUCCACCAAGGUUAAAUCAUGGCCGUUAAAUUAGCUAGCCUCCAUUUUAAAAUUAAAUUGCCGCAUUGGAAAAGUAAGAAUUGUAAACAACUUGUUUAAACAAAAUACUUUAAUCAAUGACGACUAAUCAAAUAACUAAUUUUUUUGUACAUAAUGCAUAAGAUUAGAUUAGAUCUAUCAUACUACAUACAUAUAAUGAUUCAAUAGUUUUUUUUCAUUAAACAUUUGCAUGAAAACUUGAUUAAUAAACUUGUAGUUUAAAAUUGUGCACCUUUUUUUUUUUGGGGGGGGGGGGGGUUAAAUUUGUCUUGAGAUUUUCUAACUGCAAGGAAACAAAACAAGAUAAAAGUUUAUUAUGCAUUGCAUCUGAAAGUUUAAAAUUUGCAGUUUUAUCUACUAUAAUGAUAAAAAACAUUUCCAAAAAAUCAGAAAAAAACUAAACAAUUAAGAGUUUUCUAAUUGUUUUUCAUCAGAUUAAUUUUAAAGACGUAUCUAUUUUUUGGUCCUACAUAGUCCUACCAUGAUGGAAAGUAGAAAUACAAAAAAAGAUAAAGCUUGCAUGAAAAUCCACCAUUGCAUGAUUGAUACACUUGAAGUGCUCUAACUUUCAAGGAUUCUGGUCAAUUAAUCAAUUCUGGUCGGAUUAGCUGAUAUGGCUUUAGUGGUUAUAUCAGUAAAAGUUAAGCCAAGGAAAAUGUAAAUUUAUAGCAAAGUUAGAAAAUAGUACAUUAUUCCCCAGUCUUCCCCUACCUACACUUUCACUCAAUUGCAUGAAAAUUCACAAUUUUUAAAUUCCAAGUUUAUAAGGCAAUUAUUUACAUAUAAGAUUUUAAUCAUAAAAUUAACUUGAAAUUGAGUUUUGUGGUUUCAUGCAAUUUGAAAUAGCUUUAUAUUCAAACUGAACACACUUUUUAGUUAAAUAAAUUAUUCAAACUUUUAAAUAUCAACAAACACAUUACUGAUUCCUGAUCCUACAAAAGUCUGAAUGGUGCCAU
Molecule: messenger RNA, 2395 nt
Organism: Eurytemora carolleeae
Lineage: Eukaryota; Metazoa; Arthropoda; Copepoda; Calanoida; Temoridae
Product: tektin-3
Exons: 11
Coding region: 107-1309 (400 amino acids)
Biological process (GO): cilium movement involved in cell motility; cilium assembly
Cellular component (GO): nucleus; microtubule cytoskeleton
Source: RefSeq, a predicted model, not a curated record